Molecule: messenger RNA, 2196 nt
Organism: Vanrija pseudolonga
Lineage: Eukaryota; Fungi; Basidiomycota; Tremellomycetes; Trichosporonales; Trichosporonaceae
Gene: EMS1
Product: Leucine-rich repeat receptor protein kinase EMS1
Exons: 6
Coding region: 1-2196 (731 amino acids)
Molecular function (GO): protein binding
Source: RefSeq, a predicted model, not a curated record
AUGGCCCCAGACGGCGCCGCGUCGCGCUUCAAAACGCGCUUCUCCAACCUCUCCUUCCUGCACGGCUUCCCAGCAAACGCACACGCCGUGACUCCGCUGCCUCCUCCGCCCCCGCCCCUCCCGCAGCCGCUACCGCGCUCCAACACGGCCUACGACGUACGACAGCACGAGCACGUGCGUUCCGUCUCCUCUGGCACGGCGCGCGACCACGCCGUCGAUGUCGCGCGCCACGUCUCGCACCGCGCCGAGGUCGUCCCCGCUGGCGGGCGGCACGACUCGUACCCUAUCAACAUUGACGAGUGGGCCAGCCCCGGGCCCGGCGCGAGCCGAUACCCCUCCGUGGCGACCAUGCCCUCGGGCCACGUCUUCUCGUCGCCGACGUCGCCACACACGCUCCCCUCACCCACGAGCUUCGGCGUCCGCCGCAAGCCGAGCGGCGCGCGCCCCCCGCCCCCACCGCUCAACCUCGACGCCGCGCGCAAAACGUACGUCCGCGCCGACCGCGCCCCGAUCGAGCUGCAUGCCGGCGUAAGCGGGGUGGAGGAGCUGUCCUCGCCCCUGCCGCUGUCCCCGCUCGACGUGGCGCACCGCGUGCCGCUCCAGCCUUCGCACUACCCCUCCACCGUCGUCGUGGUCACCCACGCCGCUGACGACCGCCCCGUUCACGUCGAGGACGAGCACGCGUACCCCGCCUUCUCUCCGGCACCGAGGGUAUGGUCCGCCCUCCAGCCGGACAGGUACCGCCACUCGCCGUCGCCCCGGCGCGACGACGCCGCCGCGCCGCGCCGCCCGCCGCCCGCGUCCCCGCUCGAGCUGCACGACGUCGCGCUGACACCGGCGCCGACGCGCCCCAUGACGCAGUUCUCGGCGCGUGUGCCCAGCCACCAUGACGGUGGCGGCGGGCUCAAGGCGCUCGGAAAGCGCCUGUCCCGCGCCCUCCCGACCGCGAAAGCCGUGCGCUUCGAGCCGCCGCAUCACAGACUGUCGUCGGAGAACGGCAGUGUCCUCGACGUGCGCUGGGCCGAGGAGGGCGCGGCUGGCGCGGGCACAGGAGGCGGGGGUACGAAGGGGCUCAAGGAGCCCAUGACGCGCCAGCGCCGGGAAGCUUUCUUCCGCAAGUACAAGUGCGCGCUGAUCAUCCUCGUGCUCAUCCUGCUUGGCACGGGCAUCCUCGCGGCGGUCCUCGCGACGCAGCACACCACGGCGCCAGACCAGGCCGCGGCGAAGGGCGACUCGGCGCCUCCGCCAUCGGGCACGACGGCGUCAGCUUCGGCGUCUCACUCCGCUUCCUCGGCUUCCUCCACCGCCACCUCCACCGCCACUGCCGACCCGCACGCCGCCGCCGCGGCAUGCAUCGCGGAGUUCAACGCCCUCACGACCAACGGCGAGUCGUACCCCUGCAGUUCUUGCGUGCCGGUGCUCAGCACCCUCCCGAACGACUUCGCCACGACCUUCCCCAAUGCCACAGCUGCUGGCGGCCCCGGCGCCGCGCUCCAGUUCUGCGCGCUGCGCGACGUGCUCGACUCUGUCCCUCCCGGCGCGAACAACACGCUCAAGGCUGCCGGAUGGAUCUACGCCACCGACCCGAUCGCCAGACUGCCCCCCUCGCUCGCCAACCUCGUCUCCCUCAACCUCCUGCACGUGAACGGCAACUCGUCUCUGCCAGCCGGCCCGUUCCCCACAGAGGUGCUGUCGCUGCGUAACCUCACCCAGCUCUACAUCUCCGACACGGCCUUGACCGGCGCGCCACUCGCGGUUAACAGCUCGUCGCUGCCGCUCCAGAGCAUCACGCUGAUCGGCAAUCCUGCGUUCGGGAACGCCGUGCCCGACGCCUCCAAGUUCGACAAACUACAGACUUUAGUUAUCACGAACCAGAACCUAUCGCGCCCGUUCGACGCGUCCCUCAUCCCCCCAUCAGUUACCUACCUCGACCUCUCGUACAACAACCUCUCCGGCUCCAUUCCCGACCUCUCGCGCCUGUCCUCACUAGCCACCCUGUAUCUCCAGUCCAACGACUUCACGACUCUCCCGCCCGCUCUCCCCGCAGCCCUCACGUCAAUAAGCUUCACCAACAACCCCCAUCUCAACGGCGCGCUCCCCAAGACGCUGUGCGCGGGAACAGUAUCCUCAUGCGACCUCCGCAAUACGGCGCUGAGCGCCGCCAAGGUGUCGUGCGGCGCAUGCUUGUUCAACUAG